AUGCCCGUCCCACCCCCUCCAGCGCCCCCGCCUCCGCCCACAUUUGCUCUGGCCAAUACAGAAAAGCCUUCCUUGAGUAAGUCAGAGCAGGCUGGAAGAAAUGCUCUGCUCUCUGACAUCAGCAAAGGGAAGAAACUAAAGAAGACAGUCACCAAUGACAGAAGUGCACCAAUAUUGGACAAACCUAAAGGAGCUGCUGCUGCUGCUGGUGGUGGUGGUGGUGGCAGCUAUGGCGGAGGUGGUGGAGGAGGUGGUGGAAGUUUUGGAGGAGGUGGACCACCCGGUUUGGGAGGACUGUUCCAGGCUGGAAUGCCGAAGCUGAGAUCCACAGCCAACAGGGAGAAUGAGUCUGGAGGAAGCCGACCCCCAAUCUUGCCACCAGGAGGAAGAGCCACAUCCGCCAAACCUUUCACACCCCCAAGCGGCGCAGGGAGGUUCCCCGUGCCUCCUGCAGGCCACAGAAGCGGACCCCCAGAGCUUCAGAGGAACCGAAUGCCUCCGCCGAGGCCCGAAGUGGGCGCAAAGCCUGAUAACCUACCCCCUCCAGUGCCUAAUACGCCAAGACCCAGUCAGUCAAGUCUGCACAACCGGGGGCCCCCCCUAGUGCCGGGGGGGCCCCGGCAGCCCAGUCCUGGGCUGACCCCUCCCCCUUUCCCCGGAAACCGAGGUGCUGCUUUCGGAGGAGGCUCCAUCCGUCAGACCCCCUCAGGCUCUUCCACGCCUUUCUCCAAUAGGCCUCCCCUGCCUCCUACUCCGAGCAGGGCCUUGGAUGACAAGCCCCCUCCUCCGCCUCCCCCGGUGGGCAACAGGCCGGCCAUCCACAGGGAGCCUGUGCCGCCGCCUCCCCCUCAGAACAGCAAGCCCCCGGUGCCGUCCGCCCCGCGGCCUUCCUCCUCCUCGCAGGCCCCGCCGCCUCCGCCCCCCAGCCGUCCUGGCCCUCCUCCGCUGCCCCCCGUGUCCACUGGCAGUGGCGACGAAAUCCCGAGGCUCCCGCAGAGGAACGUGUCCCUGUCGUCGUCGUCGGCGCCUCCCUUACCUUCACCAGGACGGUCGGGCCCUCUUCCGCCCCCGCCCAAUGAGAGACCUCCUCCUCCGGUGAGGGACCCACCGGGCAGAUCAGGCCCUCUCCCACCACCUCCUCCAAUGAACAGAAAUGGCAGCACAUCUCGGGCCCUGCCCGCCACCCCUCAGUUGCCGUCCAGGAGUGGAAUAGAUUCUAGUCCCAGAAGUGGGCCCCGGCCUCCUCUUCCUCCUGAAAGGCCUGGCACUGGGGCGCCUCCCCCACCUCCACCAUCAACAUCAAUUAGAAAUGGCUUCCAAGAUUCUUCAUGUGAAGAUGAGUGGGAAAGCAGAUUCUACUUCCAUCCGAUUUCUGAUUUGCCACCUCCAGAGCCAUAUGUACCAACAACCAAAAGUUAUCCCAGUAAACUGGCGAGAAAUGAAAGCCGGAGUGGAUCUAACCGAAGAGAGAGGGGUGCCCCACCCCUUCCUCCCAUCCCGAGGUGA
Molecule: messenger RNA, 1506 nt
Organism: Rangifer tarandus platyrhynchus (Svalbard reindeer)
Lineage: Eukaryota; Metazoa; Chordata; Mammalia; Artiodactyla; Cervidae
Source: the annotation of a GenBank genome assembly